Ilyonectria robusta is the source of this 2432-nucleotide messenger RNA. RefSeq lists its product as uncharacterized. The record is from RefSeq and is a predicted model, not a curated record. The coding region runs from base 310 to 2286 and encodes 658 amino acids. NCBI's taxonomy places the organism in Eukaryota, Fungi, Ascomycota, Sordariomycetes, Hypocreales, Nectriaceae. Gene Ontology annotation, cellular component: nucleus. The transcript has 2 exons.
CCUGUUCCAACACUCGCGUGACAAGACCGACGUCUUCCUCGUCUCGCCUCGUCUCCCUCCAUCUCCAUCUGUUGUGUGUGUUUUCGUGGUGUGGACUUCCUUCCCUACUCAAAGACUAUCGUUUCGAGACAUCCCCAAGACUGACACCAAGGACCCUCACAGCCUGACUACCAUCCCCAAAAGCCAAUCAUUGUUGGUGUGGACGACAGGCUCGAGUCGCCCGAGACGCUCACGCUUCGUUACGAAGAAGCUGCACGAGCAGCCAACGGGGGAGACCCACACGGGGACUCCCCGCCUCAGCUCUUAGAGAUGGCGGCCUACAGAAAAGCGCAGCUGCCCUCGAUGCAUGCAACAGGUUACGACUCGCCGCGGUACCAGGAUCCCGCUUACGAGCAGUAUCCGGCGCCGCCCUUCUCUGCACAGCAGCAAACCGAGAAGUUCGCUCAACUGAAUCAACAGUCGUUCGCCUCGAACAAUGGAGCAGUUGCCCAAUACAUGACUUCAGGGUCGACCGUCCUGUCCUUCCAGCCCACGUCCGGCGGAUUUGGUACCAAGGUCUUUAUCAAGGUCUCGUCGCAAUAUGAGGUGCUCUCCAUGUCGUCCUUCUUCUUCCUGCUGUUUGGGAGCGAGAAAUGCCCUGCGGAAGUGACCAGAGACGUCCAGGACAGCUCUGGCUUCGCCUACACAUACAGCGCAGAUGUCCCCCAAAUCAUGGUCACGGGCACUGGCACUACCAACGUGCCCAUGUCACUCCUCCACGAGGGGCCUUCGGGAGAAGAGAUUUCGCGGACCGUCGUGGGCACCUUUCACUACCUCGAAGGGUCCGGGGAUGACAUCACGAGGUCAACCAAGAUGUCUAAGCAGGAGGACGGGGCACCUGCCACAGCGCUGGAUCAGCCGAGUCUCUCACCCAAGGCAGAGCCCGGACUGCCCUCAGAGCCUGCUACAAAUAGCUACGAGUACCCGUCGCAACAGGGCGGAUACGCCAACAACUUCCCGUCAGGAAACAACGACAUGCUCAGCACGUACAGAACCAGCAGUUAUACGGACCCUCACUACCACCGCCAGCCGGCGCCGAGGUGGGCCGCAUACCCGGGCCCCUUGGGGAGCACGGGGCGGAGUCCCGUCGGGAUGGAUGCGUCCAUGGGGGGACGGCCAAGCUUGACGCCACUGCCGAUGCCAUCGUCGCCGGUCAACGGAGCGCCGCAGCUCAUCCGGACGAGCACCAUCAGCAGCAACAGCGCCAACAACUACCACCCGGUCGGGAUGUACGGCAACAAGGCGGUGCUGAAGAUCCAGGGCAAGCUGGACACCAUGGCCGAGAACUGGAGCCAGGAGGAGUGGGACAACCGCCGCCGCAUCGUGCGCUUCCAGAGGAACCAGCGCGGAUCAACGCUCACGGCCAGCUUCCAGCCCGUGGCCGUCAACGAGCGCCCGCCCAACAGCAUCUGCAUAUCGUGUAUCUGGUGGGCUGAGAAGAGCGAAUGCUACGUCACCUCGGUCGACACGAUUCACCUGCUGGAGCAGCUGGUUGCCUCCCCCAACCGCUUCAGUGUCGAGGAGAAGAACCGGAUCCGUCGCAACCUGGAGGGAUUCCACCCCCUGACUGUCUCCAAGGCCAAGCCCGAGAGCGAGGAGUUCUUCAAGAUCAUCAUGGCGUUCCCCAACCCCAAGCCUCGCAACAUCGAGAAGGACGUCAAGGUGUUCCCCUGGAAGAUCCUGGAGCCCGCGCUCAAGAAGAUCAUUGGCAAGUACAGCGCCAGUCCCAGCAGCACUCUGCCGCCGGCCAGCAUGAUGAACCCGGUCACCGCAGCCUAUGCGCCGCUUCCCACGCCGCCUGGCCAGCCCAUCGCUUCGGCGCAGACCGAUCCUCACUCGCAGUACCCGCUUCCUCCGCAUCACGACUCGAUCCCGUCCCCUCGGUCGCUCUCAGGAUCCCAGCCGAACUGGACCCCUUACACCGCGGCGCCCGGCUACUCGACGGCUACUUCAAGGACACUCAGCCCCAGCAUCCGCCAUGUCAGUCCCUCACAGCCGCCGCUGCGUCUCAACACGACGCCGCUUCCCGCCGUCAGCACGUAUGAUACGCGGACGGGGACCUCGGGGGCAUAUGGGACGACAGGCCUGCACACGCCCAUCAGCCAUCAUCAGACUACCGCGACUCCCCCACGAUGGGAUCCCGCCACGCCCGCAACAUAUCCCGAACCCUACCCCAGCCUGACGUCGCAGGCCGCCCAGCCCGUGUACAAUACGGGAGCCUACGGCGAGGCCCCUCCGAGGGCGUGAAGAUGCCCUCCGGCGCCCCGGUCGUCCCCGUCGUCCCCAGCGGGUGACCAUUCACAAACGGCCUCCCGCCUCGUGUUCCUGCCCCCAGACCUUGAAUCCAACGUCUGAGUGACCGCAUUGGGCAGCCUCGUGAACACUUGGUGGAG